Schistosoma guineensis is the source of this 9995-nucleotide messenger RNA. The record is from the annotation of a GenBank genome assembly. Lineage: Eukaryota; Metazoa; Platyhelminthes; Trematoda; Strigeidida; Schistosomatidae.
GUGGAUUUCAAAUCUUUGGCGGCACAUUUGGUUUGACGACAAACGCGCUACCGAUGAGGAGGGCCAAAAGAGGAGGCCCGGGCGGACGAAGUCACCCUUGGUUAAACCUCUGCAAAAACAACUCAGAAUUAAGAAAGCUGCUACCAGUCUACUUUUCAAACAUUGCACACAACCAUACUUUGGUGUCUUCGGAAUGUAGUGAAAAAAGUGAGAGUGACACGAAAUUAAAUACAGUGGGCAGUUCAUCUCAAAAUCAACAAGGCGCUCUUAAGGAGAUUGGUAAUAACUCAACUGCCGAGAAGAUAAGGAAGAGUAGCUUUACUCAACAUAGUUCACUCUUUCACAUAGACGAGGAUGCUACAACCAAAUUACACCAGCUUAUAAAUUUUUCCUUGAUAUCUAAGUCUUUGAAUCUUAGUCCUAUACACUGGAAAUCUGUUCCUCAACUUUAUGGUAUUAAGAACAAACACAAUUCCGCUAUUUGUGGUGUUGUAAUAAAAAGGAAGAGGAAUAAGAAAACUCGAGCUACUGUUUCUGAACGUACAUCAUUGGAUAAAUGUAAAGAGAGAAAGAAACCUAUCAAGUCGGAUGAAGCCAUCAUACAGCCCAAGUUAAUCGAAACGCAUACUAACACCUCUAAACAGUCUACUGCAGUCAAGAAUAUCGAAUCGAAAAAUCCAAACCGUCAGUUACCGACUGUAGUUGAAGGUAAUGUGUCUGAGGAACUGACAUUCUCUUCAGUUGGGAAACGCCAACGACGUCUAACAGCCAGAGCCGCUGAGGCGAUAGCACAAGCGAAUCUGCGGAAGUCUCGUAAAUCUUUAUCAGGAAGUUUAUGCAGUAAAAGCAAAGUCCUUUCGGAUGAUGAUAAACCAGGACCAGAGAACGAAAACAAAAUUGUGGAUGGGUUAAAGGCUACUACUGAGGAGACAGCGACUACCAUCAUCACUCCUAAUAAACGAUGUAGUCCUCCUGCCAUAAGUCCAUGCGCUAAAGCUACAUUAUCUCCUAAAAAUGGAAAAGUCGACCUCGGAACAGGAGAUGACAAAUCUUUGACUGUGAUCAGCGAAAAUCUAUCCCCUCGUAUACCUACAGUGAUAGGGGAGUGUAAUUUCGAACCAGAAAGCUCAUGUAAUGAAACCCUAAUUGUAGCUGAUUCAUUGCCGCACAUAGAAAAAGUUGUGUCACCAAACAUUGUACAAAAUGAGAGUUUUAGUGAAAUCACAACAACUGAAGCUUCUACAGAGGAUCAACUUCACGUUUUGGUGACGAGUCCAACUUGCAGCAACGAACCUUUACCUGAUAUCCACGAAUCGGAAAGCCGAAAUGAAUGUUUAGGUGUUCUUGAUGACUUGAUUAAGAAAACUUUGACAGUUCUGGAAAGUAAUCCAGUUAAGCAGCAGGAGAUAUAUGAGGUCAACGACCCCUACAUUCAGUCCUUUCCUGAUACCGUAGUGACACAAGAAAACAGGGAUCUAACUAUGUCGAAUGAAGCAAUCAACAAAACAACACCUGAAGCUGAAAUACCAGUUCAAAAUGAUCUUACUACUAAUAUUCAGCUGAAGUUACCUGAAGAAAAAGAUGCAGGGGUUUUAGUUGAAACGAACGAAAACUCUGAAGUUAAAGAAAUCAAGCACACUGAUAAAGCCUCAGAUAUUAAUAAUCAAGAGCAAACUGAAAUAAAUGAUGAGUCUGACAAAAAUAUGGAAUCAAAUUCAUUUGACGAUUCUGCAAGUACACCACCAAUGAAAUCUGAUAUACAGGUCCCCACUGUGACCAAAAUUACCAAAUCUAGAGCUCAUAAACGUAGUCCAUCUCCAACAGAUGUACCUAUUAUUCGGAGUAAACGUCGUCUAAAAGUCAAUCAUCGUUUUCUGGACGAUUAUGAUGGCUACUUAGGCUUCAUAAGCGGUGGACGUCGAAGUCGAGCUUCCUCCGAGGUAAGUAAUGGUUCUGAAGGGAGUAAUAGUCGCAAUAUGGAACAUUCCACGCGACAUACACAUCCAACAUCAUGGCAUGAUAAGAAGAGUUCGAAUGAUAAAGUGAAGAAAGUCAGUCAUAGAAAUUUAACUGAAACUUCAACCAAAUCAUCAUCUAAAGGAUACAAAUCAAAUGAUAAUAUGAAUAAUAAACACGAAGACAAAGGUGGAAACCGACCAGUUACAGGACUCAGACCACGUGUAAAACAAGUCAGCAGACCAUCUAUUAGUCGUGAGGACAGUCGUUAUUCAUCAACUUUAUCGGCUAUGGUUCACGCUGCGCGCUUGGCUGCCGUUGGCGCCAAGGUUCCCGGAGGUGUUAGUCCUGUGCAUGCUGCUUUAGCUGCUUCUGCUGCCCAUUCAAAUAGGAUGAAAGAAAAGCAUUCUGCUUCUAAACAAGACGAUGCUCAUGUAAGUGGUCACGGAGUUGCUCUACAAAAUUCAUUUCAUCCUAGUAGACUCGGGUCUACUAGUCAACAUUCGACCCAUUUACCGAAUCGUUGUGGACAAUGCCCAGCAUGCUUAGGACUUAUUCAACCAUGUGGACGUUGCAGUGAUUGUCGCUUAGUUGACAGUAAUGAUCCACGAGGGAGACCUUGCAAGGAACUUAUAUGUCUCAGACGUCGUGUUGCGGCUGCCACUGCUGACCAGAAUACGAAAACAGGUCCAAGGGUUAAAUUUCCAUCAAAUUAUCCUUCACCUGGUUCAACUUCAAACUUACCUAUAAGUGGAUAUAAAGGUGCUUUAUCAAUGAAUACUGCUAAUCAUACAAAUAAUCGAUCUAACCUUAAUAAAUCUGAAGAUGAACCAGAUGAAUCAGUUAGUUUGUUGCAAACUGUACCUGGAUUAGCGCAACAGCUUGAAUUAGAUACAUGGUUACCAUCUAGUUAUUCUCGGAAAACAAAUGCCAAUGGAAUAAAUCAUUCAUAUCGUCGUAAGCAUAAAAAUCCUGUAAACAAUUUAAAUGUCGGUCCUGAACUUCAAGUAACACCUGUUCGUGGUGGAGAUUUAGGAAUGCAUUUCAGUUCGAUUAUUGAAGAAAAUGAUGAAAAUGAAGAUUUAGAUCGUGUCCGUCCAGUUGAAGGGGAAGUAAUUGAUAGUGACUUAGCAACACAAGGAGGUUACGCAAUUGUAACAACAUUGGCAGCUGCUCCACCUAAAGAAAUCUGUUACGCAUGUGGUAGUGGUGGAGGUCAGUUACUGUUUUGUGUAUCCUGUGCUGAACCUUUCCAUUUCUACUGCGUUGAACGACAAUUCAGACCUCGUAGGAAAGAACAUUUUGUAUGUCGAAAUUGCACCACAUGUAAAGUCUGUCGUCGUCCAGCUUCAGAUCUACGUUGUAUACGUUGUUCUACCGGCUAUCAUCCAGAAUGUUUAGCUGAUUUUCCACCAGCUAAAACUAGUCAAAGAGGAUGUUGGACUUGUCCUGAGUGUUCAGUAUGUUUACAUUGUGGAGUUAAAGCUUGUAAACCAGCUGAGACUAGUGAUGGUACUACACCUAUUUCAACGGUUCGUGGAAGUUAUACAGCCUGGUCAUAUGAAACAAAUAAAUGUGCUGCAUGUAGUCAGGCAGAAUCUAAAGGCGAUGUUUGUCCAGAAUGUGAUCGAGCUUAUUUACCAACCACUAAACAAAUGAUCCAGUGUGAUAGUUGCCAACUUUGGAUGCAUAGAACAUGUACAAAAUUAACUGUUGAUGAAUAUGAAUUAAUUGCAAGAAUGUCAGCUGGGCAAUUGAGUAAAUUUGUUGUUUCUUGUUCCGUUUGUCAAAGAGAACAAAAAUCUCAACAAAAAAAAUCAAACGCCUCUCGUAGUAACAAUAACAAUAAUAAUACUUCAUCCAAACAACAAUUAGAUUUUACAGAUCAAACUGCAUCGGAUGAUGAAAGUGAAUUCAGCGAUGAAAAUAAAGAAACAGAAGAUGCAUCAAUGAGAAGUCGGAGUAAGCAUUCAAAUAUUAACAACAGAAAUAAUAAUAAUGAUCGUAAUAAUGGUGCAAAUCAACUACGAAUUUUAGCACAUGAUACAUUAAUGGAAAGAAUGUCUGGCUUAGUGCAAGUUUGUCGUAAAUCUAGUCGAAUUGAUAAUCAAACUGUCACUAGUAGUGGUGGUGGUCCUGGUGAUGGUUCAUCAAUGAACUCACCAUCAUCAACUUACUUUCAUAGUCCAACUAAUACAAUGGCUAGUUCUAGUGGUAAAUCACCUGGUUAUUGGAGUAAUACCAAUUAUAAAGAUGAAUCAACUACAGUAAAACAAUACCUACCUCAGUAUGAUGGAGUGUGUGAUUCCGACUCUGGAGAUGAAUUAACUGCUGCAGUUGAAGCUGCGGCUUCUUUAUGGGAUCCGGCUGUGGUAGAACAUGCUAAAUUCAAUACUGUUUCUGUUAAUCCUAUGUCUAUCUCCCCAGAUAAUAUCACAAACGAUCCAAUACAUCAUCAUCCUGAUAAAUUGUCGUGUGAAACCGUCAAUAAUACGGCUGAUAUUUCUUUAGAUCCAGUUAGUAAUGGUAGUAGCUCGUUAUCUUAUUCAUCAUCACAACAAUGUUUACAAAUUGAUUCUUCUUACAAAACAUCAAAUAUGAUGGAUCCCAUCAGAAAUACAUGUAAUCAUACUGUUUCACCAAAUGAGACACUUAUUUUACAAAACCAACAAUUACCACUUACUAUUAAUACAUCAUCUUUACUUAAAACUGAACCUAGUAGUUCAGUACAAUCUAGUUUAUUUCAUGAAUUCACAGUACAUGAUAACAAUCCUAAUCAGAACAAUCGUAGACGUUAUAGUUCAUCUAGCUCAUCGAAUUCACGUUAUUACCAUCAAAUUUGUUCAACUCCACCACCAAUCAAUGCACAAUGGCUUGUUGAUCAGGAAUCAGAGCAAAUUUGGACAAGUCCGCGCUCAAUACUUUAUCGCUUACUUACGAGAAUUCUCCAUCGUCUGUCCGCUCAUCCAGUCAGUUCACCGGCAGCCAUCGGAUUAAGGAGACUUCUUCGUUGGCUUUCUACAAUGACAGACACUCUUUUUCCAUGGCUUAAUAUAAAUGAAAUGGCUAGUGAUGUUCGUGAUAUUCUACGCCAAUCUAAUGGGAAAUUUAGCGAUGUUGCUAAACAUUUUCAAGAACGUUCUUUAAUUGAACUUCAUGAAUUAGUGUGCCCAGUUAUUGCUCGUUUAAAUGAAAACUAUUCACGUAUUCGAAAUCCUUCAUCUGGUGAAACAGUUAAUAAUGUAAAUUCUGUUUCAACAUGUUAUUUACACGUGCUUGAACACCUGAAAGAGUAUCAUCCAAAAUACCAAUUGUAUGAAUCACCAGAAAUAGAUCCUUUACAAUUUACUAAACAAUUCUUACUUUCAUGCAAACGUUCUCGUUGUCAACGUCCACAUGAAAUGGAAAUGCUUGAACAAAUGAAACAAAGUGCCCGUGAUGAUCGAUGGGUUGAACAUUGGUCUUCAAUUGAAGAAGAAUUGGUUGUCAAGAAAUUUCAAAAUCAUUUAAUCAAGUUGUACAGGAAACGUCUACAUGAAUUAUCAGUCCCAUCUUCUCAACACUUCGAAAAUAACGUAAAUAGUAAAUGUAAACCGACUAUAUCUCCUAUUUGUAAUUCUUCAGAUAGUGUAGCUGAAAUACCAAACUGUAUUGAUAAUUCUGAAUUAAUUCAGUUGAAUUCACUAACUACUACCACUAUUAUUAGUAACAAUCUAGAAUUAUCUAAUCAUGAGGUGAUUAAAGAUGAUAAUGAAUUAAACACUAAUACAGUAGUAAAUCAAGAAUCUAAUCAGCAAGAUUCUGAUAUCCCAGUGGAACCAUUAUUGCCCGUCAAAAAUGGUGAUAACGGUGAAAAUAACUCAUCUAAAGAAUUAGCAACCUGUGAUUCUGAACGCUUUUAUUUCGCUUUGGACAAAUUUUGGAAUGAAGAGGAGAUAAGAAAACCGAUUGUUUUAUCUGGUCACAUUCCAUCAUUCCGUUUAGUUGACCUUGAUGAAGAAGAGGAGUUAAAUAAAAAGGUUGCCGCUGAUGCCUUGCGUAAGCAUUUGAUUGAUGAUUUAGAGGAUGAAGAUCCAAGACGUUGUUUAUUAUGUGGUUAUCAUGGAGAUGAUAAUAUCGAGGGGCGCCUGUUAUACACAGGAUCAGACACUUGGGUGCACAUUAAUUGUGCCUUAUGGUGUAAUGAUGUUUAUGAAGAGGAUUCUGGUGAGCUAAUUGGUUUGUCAGACGCUAUUCGGCGAGGUCGUUCUAGCAAAUGUGCUGAUUGUGGCAAAUAUGGUGCAACUCUCUAUUGUUCUAAUAUGAAGACUGAGGUUUGUCCUCUAUCUGUAUUAGUCUCAUCCAAUAACUGUGAUUUGGACUGUGUUGGUGCCGUGCAUUUCUCUUGUGCUCUAAGGCGCUGCCCUCCAUUACCACAAUGUGUUUUUACUGCUGAUCGUUCUUGGUUUUGUUCUCCAGUCUGUCAUCAUACAGUUAUGAACCAACGUCUUGCGGAAGCUUUACAUUCAUUAAGAAAGUCAUCUAAAGGAAAACAUAAUAGAAAAUUCGGUUAUCCUGAAUCAUGGGAUCAUUCAUCUGAUGAAGAUUUUUCAACUGGAUCAUUUAAUCCGGCUGAUUUUGCAGAUCAUCCUUCAUUUGCAUCAAUGGAAGAAGCUAUUGCUGACGAUUUAGAGCCAAUUGGUUUAGGAGAUUUACUUGUUUGUCGUCGAGUGUUUGUCCCAUCCGAUUGUUUUGCAGCAUCAGUGUAUCCUCAGUCAAUAAAUGGAAAUCUUAUUUCAAAUAAUCUCCUAAUGAGUGAUAGUGAACAGUCGGAAUUAAUGAGAGCUGCAAAAGAAGCUGUAUCUACACUUGCAGUUUCACCAAAUUCAAUCUCUUUUCUUCACAAUAACGGAAUUUCUGCAAAAAAUCUUGUUAUUACUAUAGGAUCUUUACGUGUUGAUAGGUUGGGAGAUGUUCGUGAAGCUUCAGACUCUUUAGCCAUGGCUAAAUGGAUUCCAGGUUCUUUUGACGAACGUAAUACUGUUACACGGAGCAAUUACUUGUGCCCUAUAAAUUACCGUGCAAGGCGCAUUUAUUGGAGUUGGUCAAAGUUGGAUUCUCGUAUACCGUAUACUCUUCAGGUAAAGCAGAGUCAAACAGUACACACAACUUCCGGUUACAUGGAAACUUGUCCUACUUCACGUCCAUCCUCCAACACGAGUGUCAAUUCUAAUAAAUCUUUUAUUUCAUCUAAAUUGCCUGUUGUUAAUCCUAGUAAUUCAACUCCAGUUUAUAAAAAUCCUCGUCUAGUCAAUGUUGAUAAUCGUAUCAGACUGCUAACUCCUCUGAACAACAGAUCUGUUAAUAUUAUUAACAGUAGUAUUAACAAUAAUGUUAAAAGUAUUGAUAAUACAUUAUCUCCAGUUCAAGAUGCUUCUAAAACGUUAACAGCUAUUCUAACUAAUGCCUCAUCUAUUGUUUCUCCUCAAACUGGGUAUGAACCUCCUCUUUUGAUGAGUCAUCCUAUUAGUGGUCAUCUAGUUAGUGUCGCAUCUUAUUCAACUUUACCAGUUAGUAGUUUUCAGCUUAUGGCACACACAGUUAACAACCCGAUAAAUCAAGGACAGAUUAUUCAAUCAUCUGCUUUAACCAGUCAAAAUUCGUCAUUGAAAAUACUAAACACUGUAUCACUUUGUCCUUCAUCGAAUUCGCAACAGAAUCAGCAGAUUUUACAACAACGUCAUCUGUUAGCAACACCUCAAAAACAUUUAGUCCCAGUUCAUAUUACACCUCAGAUACCAAUGAACGUCAAUGCCACUAAUCUAACUACUACGCCCGAUAGUAUAAAUAAUAUUGUACCUACAGAAUUAAAUUACAAAAUUGGGAUUAAUCCUUCUAUAGUUUCUGUUAAUAGUACACAGUUUAAUAAAAGUAAUUAUACCAAUAUAAUUUCUUCUAAUAAACAACAAACACAACAACAUUACAAAUCUCAUUUGAUGAAUGCAUAUAAUGGAAAAACAUUUAUUUUACCUAAUCAAAUUCAGCCAAAUAUUAUAUCUGUUAAUAGUAAUAAUAACAUUAAUAAUAAUUUGUCUUUAUCUCCUGCAAUAAUCCCUGUAAAUCAGUAUAAUGGUGAUAUAAUUACACAUCAUAUCGGCACCACUGUCAACCCCAUCACAGUUAAUACAAAUAAUAAUAAAUCAUCAACAUUGCCUUAUAAUAAAUCUAUCGGAUCUACUGUUAUACGUAUUCAAAAUGUUCAUUUAAAUCAAAAGAGUGGAAUAUUGACAACACCGACAAAAGAUGCACAAUUAGCAACACAAUUAGAUGGUUUAUUUCAAAAUAUUGGCAAUGUUACAAGUGUUAGUCAGAAUAAACGAGGAGUAGUUUCAACAAAUUUAUUACCCCAACCUGAACAUAAACUACUUCCUCAAUUUGAUGGUACUGGUGACGACGAUGAUCCUGACUAUGGAUCUGGUUCUGUUCAUAAACGUUUGUAUAAAAGCCGUUCAUCUUCACUUGUGUCCUCUGGUAGUUCAUCAUAUUCUCACAGAACAGCAGCUUCUGGACGUAGUCAAUCACAACUGCCAAAUAGUCGCCUUAAUAAAAAUGACCCAUUAACAAAAACAAAUAAAAGUGCUCGUGUUACUUCUGAUCCCUCGUCUGCCAAACCUUCAGGAAAACGACGUUGGAUUGAAGAUCGUAUCAGACAACAGGAAUUGGCUCAUUUAGUGUCAAAGGCUAAACAGGCUAAUCAUGCUCGCCUUUAUCAGAAUGAAGUUGAGAAACAUGCAAGAUCAUUUCGUCUUACCUUUUCCAUUGAUGGUAUGGUACGUUCAGCUAAUAGCCCAAUGGCUGCUUGGCGUGCUGUGAUAAUGCGUGUUUCAGCUCUGCGUGAAAAACAAGGUUUAAAGCCAUUGAUUUGUACAGCUAUUGAUGGAUGGACACAAUUCGGUUUAAAUCAUCGUUAUACAAUAUUUCUAAUCGAACAAAUGCGUGGAGCGCUUCAUUGCUAUCGUUAUAGAUUCCGAUAUCACUGGCAGAAAAUCGAUCGAUUACGUCAAAAGUUCACUCCUCCUGUACCCUGUUCUGAAGGCUGUGCUCGCGCUGCCCCAUGGACGAAGCCUCGUCGUCCACGCAACCAUGCUCAUGAUCCUCUUGGAUUUCUUCAUUGUAAAGCUAAUCCUCCUCCACGACCUUUAGUUAGCUCAGGUGAUGAUAAUUUACUUCCUUAUCAAGACCCAUCCUUAGCUAAUACAAAUGAGCCGGCUAAACUUUUGUCUCCUAAUGAACAAGCCACUUGUAGAGAAGCUGCUCGUCAAGCUGCUCUCUUAGUUGCAACACAACUUAAGCUUCCACAACGUCUGCGUAAAUCAUGUAUAGCAAAAGCUGUUGUACGAGCAACUGGCAUACCAUUACAGUCUACACCACCAAAAUCAGUAAAUGACAGUGAGUUUGUCAAUUCUACUGAUCAAGUGUUUGGAAUAAAUUAUUCUGAUGAUGAAGACAGUUGUUCCGUAUCAUCGAAUCAUGAAGAAGAAGAAGAAGGAGAAGAAGAGGACGAAGAAGAAGACGAGAACGAUGUAGGAACAGUUGCUACACAAUUUAGUCGAUUGUUAUCAGGACCAUUGGCUCGAUUUUAUCGUGUAUCUGUACAUCCAUCUCGUAUACAUGGUCGUGGUUUAUUCGCUUUACGAGAAUUUCGAGAAGACGAAAUGGUUAUUGAAUAUACUGGAGAGUUAAUACGAAGUAUUAUUUGUGAUGCUCGCGAAUUAAGAUAUAGAGCAACUGGCGUAGAUUGUUACAUGUUCAGAAUAGAUCCAGAUUGGGUUAUCGAUGCUACGUAUGCUGGAAACGCUGCUCGAUUUAUCAACCAUGCAUGUGAUCCUAAUUGUUAUGCUAAAGUUGUGUCGAUCGAUGAUAAAAAGCAUAUUGUUAUAUUGGCCCAACGAAAAAUUUAUCCUGGUGAAGAAUUGACAUAUGAUUAUCGUUUUCCUAAAGAAUCUGAUAAAUUACCGUGCAAUUGUGGCAGUUAUUCUUGUAGAAAAUAUUUAAAUUAA